GGUAGGAAGAGAAGAUCACUUGUGGACUAAGUUUGUUCACAUCCCCUUCUCCAACCCCCUCAGUACAUCACCCUGGGAGAACAAGGUCCACUUGCUUCUGGGCCCACACAGUCCUGCAGUAUUGUGUAUAUAAGGCCAGGGCAACGGAGGAGCAGGUUUUGAAGUGAAAGGCAGGCAGGUGUUGGGGAGGCAGUUACCGGGGCAACGGGAACAGGGCGUUUCGGAGGUGGUUGCCAUGGGGACCUGGAUGCUGACGAAGGCUCGCGAGGCUGUGAGCAGCCACAGUGCCCUGCUCAGAAGCCCCAAGCUCGUCAAUCAAGCUGGUUCUCCAUUUGCACUCAGGAGCACGGGCAGGCGAGUGGCCCCUAGUUCUGGGAGCAGAGUAUCAGCAUCCCAGUCCUAGUCCCGAGCCUAAAGCCUCGCCUGCCUGCCCAGUGCCAGGAUGGCUACCAUCACCUGCACCCGAUUCACGGAAGAGUACCAGCUCUUCGAGGAACUGGGAAAGGGAGCCUUCUCCGUGGUGCGCAGGUGUGUGAAGGUGCUGGCUGGCCAGGAGUAUGCUGCCAAGAUUAUCAACACCAAGAAGCUCUCAGCCAGAGAUCACCAGAAGUUGGAACGCGAGGCCCGCAUCUGCCGCUUGUUGAAGCACCCCAAUAUCGUCCGACUCCAUGACAGCAUCUCCGAGGAGGGGCACCACUACCUUAUCUUCGAUCUGGUCACUGGUGGGGAGCUGUUCGAAGACAUUGUGGCCCGGGAGUAUUACAGUGAGGCUGAUGCCAGCCACUGUAUCCAGCAGAUCCUGGAGGCUGUGCUACACUGUCACCAGAUGGGGGUGGUGCAUCGCGACCUGAAGCCUGAGAAUCUGUUGCUGGCUUCGAAGCUCAAGGGUGCUGCGGUGAAGCUGGCAGACUUUGGCCUGGCCAUAGAGGUUGAGGGAGAGCAGCAGGCAUGGUUUGGGUUCGCAGGGACACCUGGAUACCUCUCCCCAGAAGUGCUGCGGAAGGACCCAUACGGGAAGCCUGUGGACCUGUGGGCCUGUGGCGUCAUCCUGUAUAUCUUGCUGGUUGGGUAUCCCCCAUUCUGGGAUGAGGACCAGCACCGCCUGUACCAGCAGAUCAAAGCUGGUGCCUACGAUUUCCCAUCACCAGAAUGGGACACCGUCACCCCGGAAGCCAAGGAUCUGAUCAAUAAGAUGCUGACCAUCAACCCGUCCAAACGCAUCACGGCCGCUGAGGCUCUCAAGCACCCCUGGAUCUCGCACCGCUCCACUGUGGCCUCCUGCAUGCACAGACAGGAGACCGUGGACUGCCUGAAGAAGUUCAAUGCCAGGAGGAAACUGAAGGGAGCCAUCCUCACCACUAUGCUGGCCACCAGGAACUUCUCCGGAGGGAAGAGUGGAGGAAACAAGAAGAAUGAUGGCGUGAAGAAAAGAAAGUCCAGUUCCAGCGUUCAGUUAAUGGAAUCCUCUGAGAGCACCAACACCACCAUCGAGGAUGAAGACACCAAAGUGCGCAAACAGGAAAUUAUCAAAGUGACAGAGCAGCUGAUCGAAGCCAUAAGCAAUGGAGACUUUGAAUCCUACACGAAGAUGUGCGACCCUGGAAUGACAGCCUUUGAACCGGAGGCCCUGGGGAACCUGGUCGAGGGCCUGGACUUUCAUCGAUUCUAUUUUGAAAACCUGUGGUCCCGGAACAGCAAGCCCGUGCACACCACCAUCCUGAACCCUCACAUCCACCUGAUGGGUGACGAGUCAGCCUGCAUCGCCUACAUCCGCAUCACUCAGUACCUGGAUGCGGGUGGCAUCCCCCGCACGGCCCAGUCAGAGGAGACCCGUGUCUGGCACCGCAGGGAUGGAAAAUGGCAGAUCGUCCACUUCCACAGAUCUGGGGCGCCCUCCGUCCUGCCCCAUUGAAGGACCAGGCCAGGGUCCCUGCGCUCUUGCUUCGCAGAGAUCCAUUCUUUGUCCAUGGAAUGUGGCUGCUGGCUCUCCCUUGGAUGUUGCUGGAAUUCUCCCUGUCCUAUCACCCUACCGUUGCCAUCUCUGUAUUUGCAUCAUGGAAGCCUGCUUGUUCACAGAAGCCCUCAUGACGUCACAGCGAAUGGCCAGCUCUCUCCAGCUCCACUGCCCACGCUCUUCCUGCCAGUGGGGACCUUCUUCAGGCUUGAGUACCCAGGGUGCUGGCCCCAGGAACCCCCAUCCCCUACCCACUCUUGUUAGCCUGGCCUAGCUUUGGCCCUAAAUGAGGAGGCCCCAGCUGUGCAUUUGGCAGGAAGUAAGGCAAGGAGAGGAGGGCGAGCUGUGACCAGGGCCCCUCUUGUCAGUUCCUUCCCUUCUGGGGUCCCUGGGGAAGCGUAGAUGAGCCCCUCAGUCUCCAAGCCAACUCCUUAUAAGGGAGACUGAGAGAGGAGUCAACACCAGGAACUGCUACUCUCAUCUGCUCCCCUCUGGGCUGGCCUUGCGUUUGAUCAGACCAUCCACCAUGGGGGAAGAGAGGGAGUGGGCUCUACGGUCUGUCCAGGUACCCCACUCACUGCCUCAGUCCGUCUGUGAAGUUUGUCUCCAGUGUUGACCCACCCACCCUGCCCUUCAACGUCCUUGGAGAAUUCCAGCCUCAUCUGUCUAAGAGGAGAUCUGAUGGUGUUUCAGGGGCAAUAGCAAGCAACACUUAGGUAUCACUUCUACUUGGACGCAUGCCUUUUUACAGCCAAACCUCUGUGUAUUUCGUAAAUGGAUUUUGCGUUAACGGACAUUUAUGUGAUAACUAGACCUCUCAAGUUAUUGUAAAGAGUCGGAUGGGUUGGGAAGUGGGUGGGAAGAGGAGUGAGGGGAAGUUUUUACCCUGUUCCAGAGGGUUUUUUUUUGGGGGGGAGAGUCUUUUCUGGGGUGGCCUCAGCUCCCCCACCCCCCCACCAGGGAGCACGUCUUCCUUCCAUUCUGGUCCCCAAGGUCAGCUGACAAGAUCUCUUCCAGAGCCAGCAUGACUAACACACAGUGAGUCAGGGCAGGGGAGGCCAUCAGGAUGGGAACAUCCAGACUUGGUAUCUCUGGAACUGGAGAUCUCACUACCCUACUUCCUGGGAAAUCUUUCUCCAAAUCUUCGUGCUCUCCCUCCCCAUCCCGGUGCCGCUCACUACCAUCUGGGUACCUCAUUCCCAUUGCCUCUCUCAACUCGGCCAAGCAAGAGUACCAGAAACUAAUUUUCCUACUUCACGCUGAAUUUGGGCUGGUGUGCGCUCUUAAUUGCGCUUGCCUGAUUGCCCGGCCUCCCUCCCCCAGCCCCCCCUACCCCCUUCCUCUCUUUCCCCUCUCCCUUCCUUUCUCUUUCUCUUCCUCUCUCUCCAUCUUCCUGGGUUUGGUUCUUAUAUGGAAUGCUGUGUCUCAUCCACGGGGAUCCCUUGUCUGCACUGUUUUCUUUGCAUGACUUUAUAUGCAGUAAGUAUGUUGAGAAAAAAAAGAGCAAAGACAAAAAAGAAGAAAAACACUCAGCAAAAUCAAACGACACGUUUUGGACAAAAAAUAUAAUAAUAACAUUCAAGGUUAUAUUCUCAGUGUCCAACUUGGAAUUACGUUGCUGCCUCUCUGUGCUUUUGGUCUCUGUGUGGCUGUGUUUUGCCAGCAUGAGACCCUGUCCCCUCUGGAGGUUUCUAGGGGAGGAAGAGCCGUGUGUCGGGGGGGGGGGUUGGAGACAGCUUUGUCCUCUCAGCUUUUUGGGGGGGGUUGAUUGGAGCAGAAGUGGAAGGGGAUGUUUAAUCCAGAACUUUCUGGUAUUUCCCUUUCUCCCACGCAGUGAGCUAUACGCUGGGCUCUUCUCUCAAAUCCUGCUGCCCAGGGACAAGUAUAGGGUAGAAGGGUGGCCCUAUUGUCUAAGCCACUCCACUGUAGCCCUCUGCCUUUGGUAGAGACACUGCUACCCAGACCCAAGAAUGGGCCCUUGUCCCACCCCAGAUCUAGGCUUCUUCAUAAGGCUCAGCAAACUCAUUGUCCCCAGCCAUUCCCCCACUAAAGGUAAAAGAAGGUGUGGCCUUUACCAGGGGACACUGCGAUUAUCAAUCAAGCCCUCUUCAAGCCUCAGUUUCACCACCAGUGUUCCUACCCAGACUGAUGGAAGGUCAAACUAGAUGAUGUCACAAGUGCACACCAUCUUUGAGAACUUGCUGGGUUUGUCACUGGCUGGCCUUCUUAUGCACCAGGCCCGGCCAAUUCCCAUCUUUUCCCCUGUGUGCCCCCUCAUUUUCCUAUUUGGUGCCAGUCUGUUGAAGACCAGCAACAAAUGCAGGGGAAAGAAGUGUCUGGGGGCUUUGGUAGGCUUUGACCCCCCGUUCUGAUCAGAAGGGCUGUGUGGCUUUGGGUGAGUCCUGUGCCCUCCUGGGGCCUUAGUUUCCUCAGCCAGAAGAUGCCUAUGCCCUGCCUUCUGUUGGCUAACAUGCCCCUGUCCACUGUGUGCCUGUCCACAUGUGGAGAAGUGGAGGCAGGUCCCUGCCCCAGUCUGAGACGGCCCGCUCUGCAGAGGCCGCUCCUGUGGGUGGGCAGCCAACUCAUGUAGACCUUGGGACACUACAAUGGCCCCAAGGUAGCAGGCAGGGGAACUGGCAGAAAAACUGCCCUCCUCAGACAAGCUUCAUGCUCCUUCCAAAUACCCUCCAGAUGAAAAAAGAGAGAGAGAGAAACAGAGUCAAGUCACAUUUAUAGGAAAAGCAUCUCCAGGCAUAUGUGCCGUAGCUCAAAUCCUGCCCCAUGGCUUCCCCACCCCCUUCAAAGGGAGAGUCUUGGGGGAAUUUGUUUGCCAGGCCCCGUGCUGACUUCUUUGUUACUACUUGUUUAGGGUUUUGUUCUAGUUCUCUCUCUCUCUCUCUCUCUCUCUCUCUCUCUCUCUCUCUCUCUCUCUCUCUUUCUUUUUUAUUAUGUGGCUGUGAACUUGAAUGACCAUUGCUCAAACUUUCUGCUACUGGGGGGGUGGGUGGGGGAGGGGAGAAGAGACGUCUGUUUUAUUCUUGGUGUUUUCAGUGGAAUAAAUAGCUACAAAUUUA
Messenger RNA from Rattus norvegicus (Norway rat), 5028 nucleotides. It is a transcript of the gene Camk2a, whose product is annotated as calcium/calmodulin-dependent protein kinase II alpha. The record is from RefSeq and is a predicted model, not a curated record. Gene Ontology annotation, molecular function: calcium/calmodulin-dependent protein kinase activity; protein serine kinase activity; calmodulin binding. Gene Ontology annotation, biological process: regulation of protein localization to plasma membrane. Gene Ontology annotation, cellular component: dendrite; organelle; postsynaptic density. Lineage: Eukaryota; Metazoa; Chordata; Mammalia; Rodentia; Muridae.